AUUUUUCUGCAUGAGACCAUCCUCCUCUGGUUCCGCUCUCCUCCUCCUCCUCUGACCCCCAUCCCUCCUUUUCUUAUUAUCUUCUGCGGUCUUAACAUCCAGCUGUGUGUGUCCAGCUGUUCCCGGAUCAGCUGCGACCGGACGGAUCCCCAGCUGUGCGGCUCCAGUCCCGCAGGCAGAGAGCAGGCAGAGGCAGGCAGGGUCGGCCAUGUUGUUGUGUGGGGGGUGGAUGCAAGUUUAGUAGUAGGAAGUGGAGGCUGCACAGAGGAGGAAUACUGCAGGAUCUGUUCUCCUUCCUCCUUUUUAUUAGUGUCCCGUGUGGUGGCUGUGAUGCAGCUGCAGGCCUCCUCUUCCUCCCCCUGCUCCUGCUCCUCUUCAUCUGUCACCUCUCUGGAACAAUGAGUGACUCCUGCAUCAGCUCCGACCUCCUCGCACACAGCUUUGAUUUAACUUCAGCCCGAAACCCCAGCGCAGACACAGCGACCUCCUCCUCCUCCUCCUCCUCCUCCGCCGCCGGAUGCACGAAGUGAGGAUGAAGGCGGCUCCGUCCCUGCUGGAAUAACUCCGAUCUCCGUGAUUUCACCUGGAUCCGACUCGAGGAGGGAAGGAGGAGAGAAGGACGCGGAUCCUGUGAAGGAAGGGCAAGACGAUGGGCUGCGUUAAAAGCAAAGAGGACAAAGGACCCGCGAUGAAGUAUCAGCCGGACAAUUCUCUGGUGUCGGACCCCAACACCGCUGCCACCACGCCUCACAUAGGUCACUACGGGCCGGAUCCCACCCAGCUGCAGCAGAAUCAGCCUCCCACAUCCACGUCUGGCUCCGGUGCUGCGAAUUUUAACCACACCCUCACACCGUUUGGUGGAUCCUCAUCUGCCAUCACUCCCUUCGGGGGGAUGUCGUCUUCCUUCUCUGGUCCCGUGUCCAAUUCCUUCUCUGGUGGUGUUCCCAGUGGCGUUACGUUCUUUGUGGCCUUGUACGACUACGAAGCCAGAACGACGGAUGAUCUCACGUUCAAAAAGGGAGACCGCUUCCAGAUCAUCAACAACACAGAGGGAGACUGGUGGGAGGCUCGCUCCAUCAAUACGGGGAAGAACGGCUACAUCCCGAGCAAUUAUGUGGCCCCUGCCGACUCCAUCCAGGCUGAAGAGUGGUAUUUUGGUAAAAUGGGACGCAAAGACGCGGAGAGGCUGCUGCUGAACACAGGGAACCAUCAAGGAACUUUCCUGGUACGAGAAAGUGAAACUACUAAAGGCGCUUAUUCUCUCUCUAUACGAGACUGGGACGAAGCCAAAGGAGACAACGUAAAACACUACAAGAUCCGCAAGCUCGACAACGGGGGAUACUACAUCACCACACGGGCCCAGUUUGACACGCUGCAGAAGCUUGUCAAACACUACACAGAGCACGCCGACGGGCUCUGCCACAAGCUGACCACGGUCUGCCCCACGGUCAAGCCUCAGACGCAGGGGCUGGCGAAAGACGCCUGGGAGAUUCCCCGGGAGUCCCUGCGGCUGGAGCUCAAACUGGGCCAGGGCUGCUUUGGAGAGGUCUGGAUGGGCACGUGGAAUGGCACCACCAAGGUGGCCAUAAAGACGCUGAAGCCGGGAACCAUGUCGCCCGAGGCUUUCCUCCAAGAGGCUCAGAUCAUGAAGAAGCUCAGACACGACAAGCUGGUGCCUCUCUACGCGGUGGUGUCGGAGGAGCCCAUCUACAUCGUCACAGAGUACAUGGCCAAAGGAAGCCUGCUCGACUUCCUCAAAGAGGGUGAUGGAAAAUUCCUGAAGCUCGUCCUGCUGGUGGACAUGGCUGCAAAGAUCGCUGACGGCAUGGCUUUCAUCGAGAGGAUGAACUACAUCCACAGGGACCUGCGCGCCGCCAACAUCCUCGUGGGCGACAACCUGGCGUGCAAGAUCGCCGACUUCGGCCUGGCCAGGUUGAUAGAGGACAACGAGUACACAGCCAGGCAAGGAGCCAAAUUCCCUAUUAAAUGGACGGCCCCUGAGGCUGCGCUGUACGGACGCUUCACCAUCAAGUCAGACGUCUGGUCCUUCGGCAUCUUACUCACCGAGCUUGUCACCAAAGGCAGAGUUCCCUACCCAGGUAUGGUGAACCGGGAGGUGCUGGAGCAGGUGGAGCGGGGCUACCGCAUGCCCUGCCCCCAGGGGUGCCCCGAGUCGCUGCACGAGUUGAUGAAGGUCUGCUGGAAGAAGGACCCGGACGAGAGGCCCACGUUCGAGUACCUGCAGUCGUUCCUGGAGGAUUAUUUCACCGCCACGGAGCCACAGUAUCAGCCGGGGGAGAACCUAUAGCCUGGGAGUGGACACUUCUGACUCUGAUAGGAAGUCGACUGGAAAGCGGGAUGAUCAGUCGCACCAACCACUACUCCACUGCUCCACCUUCUCCUUCUUUUUUAAAUCCUGCGCCCAAACAUUUUUCAUAUUUUGUUUUCAGCCGUGGUACUCGGGUCUUGGGGAAUUUUGGAUUUUCCAUGCAGAUUUAUUCAUCGUGUAUGAAAUGGACAAACAUCUCCAUCAGCUUUGUUUUACAUAUAUACGCAGCUCAUGAAUACAGGUAUGUUUCGCUGUGAAAUAAGCUGUGAUAAUGCCUCAUAAAAAAAACAUAUUAUUGAGAUUAAUGCGGCUUUCGGAUUUUUUUUUACUCCAUUUUCCUCCAAAUUACAGCCCCUGUGGUGGAUUAGUUCACGAAGCAUUAAGUCGAUUAAUUAUUGACGGGGAUCAUAUGUAUGAGAAGCUCUCCGGGGAGUCGAUGGUCAUUAUCACAGACCAUUUGACAGCGAUUAUUUAAAAAGCCAAUUCCACACAGCUGAACUUUAUCUAUAUUUCAUUCAUUACAGUGCAAUUUCCUUUUUUAUUUUAAUGCCCAGAGGAAGACGGACUCCUUCUAUCCUCUCUGGGAUUCUACUAUUUUUAUUUUUUAAUGUCAUGUUCCCUUAAGAGUUGAUCAUAUCAUGUGGACAUGUUUUUAUAGCUUCAUUUGAAGUUUUUCCCCUUAAAUGUCCAUCAUCAUCAUCGUGCAGAAACACUUUUUGUUGUUGUAUAAUCUCGCUGUGACGACCACAGGGACCCGCUUACAUAAGAACAGUCUGUAAAAUGUGUCACCGGGUUCGGGAUUUACGGCAGAAUAACAGUUGAACAGUAAUGAAACUCGUGGACUUUCGUUCACAUGUGAAAGCAGCCGAGCACGUUGGAGGAUUUCACCGACUACGGAACUGCUUUUUUUUUUUUGUAGGUGACAAACAUGAAAACAAAACAAAAAAACUCCAAAUAAGCUGGAAACAGACGUUUUAUUUUCUACAAUGUGAUGCUGAAGAACUUUUCACGUAUCCUGCAGAAACGAUUUGUACGACAGUGAUGGGGUUUUUCUAAUAUAGUGAUUUUCUCUUUGCAUUUUGCUCCUGUAUUUACUCAUCAGGACAGUAUUAUGAUAGAAUAAUGACAACUGAGCUUGUACAAAAGGGCUUUGUAUAUUAUAAAACUCCUCAUUUUAUAUUAUCGUUAUGAUUAUUAAUAUGAAUAUUAAUAAAAAAGAAAUAAGAUUGUGUAUUAUAUCAGGGAGGGAGGGAGAGUGAUGUGGGGAAUUUGUACAAUAAAAAGUUGAUUUUA
This is a messenger RNA of Hippoglossus stenolepis (Pacific halibut), 3622 nucleotides long. RefSeq names its product tyrosine-protein kinase yes. NCBI's taxonomy places the organism in Eukaryota, Metazoa, Chordata, Actinopteri, Pleuronectiformes, Pleuronectidae. Gene Ontology annotation, biological process: innate immune response; cell differentiation; cell surface receptor protein tyrosine kinase signaling pathway. The record is from RefSeq and is a predicted model, not a curated record. Gene Ontology annotation, cellular component: extrinsic component of cytoplasmic side of plasma membrane. Gene Ontology annotation, molecular function: ATP binding; signaling receptor binding; non-membrane spanning protein tyrosine kinase activity. Bases 650 to 2308 code for a protein of 552 amino acids. The transcript is spliced from 12 exons.